AUGGCCAAGAAGAUCAGUGUCGUCAAGCUUCGGCGGGAGCUCUUGCAGAAGUUUAAGGGCUGGUCGGUGGUCGCGAAAGGGGAGCUUGACCGGAGGGGCGAUGAUUUUGACAGCGACCUCUCGGGGCACGACCCGUACAUGGAAUUCUUGGAGGAAAAGGACGAGCGUUGCAUGGGAGCCACAGUGUUGAGGCCGCCGGGGAAUUUGGAAGAGAAUUUUAAGAAACUGGGGGACGGGGAGAGGAAGCAGCUAACAGUGGAGGCUGGCAUGGCCAAAAUCAGAUACAGGGAGGCACUGGUGGGAGAGUACAAGGAGGUUCUGGAGAUUGACGAGCUCCCCUUUGAGUUCCAAUUGUCAGGCAGAGCAGCGAAGGACCUGAGGAGCGACUUUUUGAAACACGCAGCGAGUGCGAGCCAAGAUUCUCCACAAGACAACAAGAGAAUGUGGGGGACACUCUGCCCCAGCGAACUAGAGGCGGCGAAGAAGUUGAAAGCGGUGUUGGAUGAGCUGUGGAGCAUGUCUCCGGUUACGCUCAAGAGAUGUUCUCAGCAUGGGACUACUCCUUUGAGUGCUCCUGGGUUUGGGACAUCCUCCUGGAAACCGUCGCCAACAGUACGCGGGGAAAGGAAGGCGACGUCAUAG
Messenger RNA from Klebsormidium nitens, 642 nucleotides. The record is from the annotation of a GenBank genome assembly. NCBI's taxonomy places the organism in Eukaryota, Viridiplantae, Streptophyta, Klebsormidiophyceae, Klebsormidiales, Klebsormidiaceae.